This is a messenger RNA of Phycodurus eques (leafy seadragon), 5445 nucleotides long. RefSeq names its product junction-mediating and -regulatory protein-like. The transcript has 10 exons. The record is from RefSeq and is a predicted model, not a curated record. The coding region runs from base 418 to 3096 and encodes 892 amino acids. Gene Ontology annotation, biological process: 'de novo' actin filament nucleation; Arp2/3 complex-mediated actin nucleation; intrinsic apoptotic signaling pathway by p53 class mediator. Gene Ontology annotation, molecular function: actin binding; transcription coactivator activity; Arp2/3 complex binding. Gene Ontology annotation, cellular component: cytoplasm; nucleus. NCBI's taxonomy places the organism in Eukaryota, Metazoa, Chordata, Actinopteri, Syngnathiformes, Syngnathidae.
UGGUCUGGCGGUCAGCUGACGUGUCAAGGUAAACAUGUUGUCAAUGUUAUCGCCUCGGAGGCAAUGUUAGCCUCAUUCAAGGCUGCCCUCUUUUAAUGGCCUCAUUCCUUUGCGUCUUAAGCAUGCAUGGUGGAAAGGGUGAGGAACGCCGCUUCUUUAAAGGCGCUCCGCGGUGGUUAAACACAGCGCCCGCCUGAGAUGCUUCAAGGCUAUGCUAAUGAUGAAGCUAACGGACGCUGGUUGCCUGACACCCAAGUGGAUGGAAACGACACCGCACGAUGCUUCAAACAGCCGCUUGAGCGAAUUGAGAGAGUCGGACGAGCUCGUCAGCUGUUGGUAAAUGGUUAGAACGGCAACACCGAGAGAGUCGGUGAUGCCUUCACGGGCGUAGCGGUGCACUUUCAUCACUUUGCACAGAUGUCAUUCACAAUGGAGGAUCAUUUGGAGUCGGGCUGGGUUGCCGUUCGCCCGAAUGCGUUCGAGGAGAAGGAGAAGCACAAAUUUGUCUUCAUCGUAGCCUGGAACGAAGUGGAAGGCAAAUUUGCCAUAACAUCUCACAACAGGACGGCGCAAAGGAGAAGCUUUGGCAGCAGCAGCAGCAGCAGCAGGGACCCUCCGUCCGAGGAUGGAGACAAAACAAGAUGGCCCGGAAGUCCCGCCGGGGAUAAAGUCUCCACGAGCCCCGGCUCAGGAGCCAGGGAGGCUGCCGUAAAAGGCCUUAAAGGCAAGCCCCCAGGUUCCAAACUAAGCCCUGUGAAGAUUAAAACGGUGGUCAACUACGUGUCAUCUCACGUCAGUUGUGACGGAGAGUCGCAGAGAGAGGAGCAGCUGCCCUCCGUGGACACGUUGGACCUGGAGGAUAGUCUGAGCCGGGAGGACUGCAGCUGGGCAGGUCUCUUUUCCUUCCAGGAUCUGCGGGCGCUCCAUCAGCAGCUGUGUUCGGUCAACUCGGACCUAGAGCCCUGCCUCCCCGUCUUCCCGGAGGAACCGAGCGGGAUGUGGACGGUGCUGUUUGGACCGGCCGAGGUCUCGGAGACCGAGAUGGAUGAGCUGUGUUCCGAGUUGCAGCUCUACCUCGGCCACGCGCUCGACAUAUGCGGCUGGAAGAUCCUCUCGCAGCUUCUGUUCGCGGAAAACGAUGACCCAGACGAGUACUACGAGAGCCUGAGCGAGCUGAAACAGUGUGGAUAUGAAGAGGCGCUUUUCCGCGAAAGUAAACACCUGCGAGAGCUUCUGGACAGACACAAGAGCUUGGACAGCAUGGUUGACUUGCUAGAACUUUAUGAGGAGGAGGACCAGGCCUACGGAUGCUUGCUGGAGGCCUCCACGCAACUGUACCAGUACCUGCUGCAGCCAUUCCGCGACAUGAGGGAGCUUGCCAUGCUGCGUAGACAGCAGAUCAAGAUCUCCAUGGAGAACGACUACCUGGGCCCCAGGCGCAUUUCUGCCCUCCAGGAGGAGGACUCUGAUUGGCAGAGGAAAGCUCAAGAAGCUGUCCUCAUUAUCCAAGAGUUCACCGUAAAAUAUUUUGAGACAACAGCUAGAGCUCAGAAAGGAGUUUAUGAGCGUAUGAAGGUGGACCAGCGCAAGUUCGGUAAGGCCUCAUGGACAGCGGCGGUGGAGCGUAUGGAGAGAAUCCGCUACUCUGUCGCCAAGGAAACCCUGCAGCUGCAAAGGGCCCGGGAGAUCAGCCUGGAGCAGAGGAAAUGCACGCUUCGAGAAGAGAUGCAGAGCCUGUGUAGCAGCGAGGAUGCGAUGACCCUACUGGACCACAUGGAAUCCCAGUACUAUGAGCUGCAGCUCCAACUGUACGACAUCCAGGCUGAGAUUCUUCAGUGCGAGGAACUGCUUCUCACCGCCCAGCUCGACAGCAUUCGGAGACAGAUGACAGAGCAUCAGAAUGAGGUGGUGUACUACGACACUUUUGAAAGCGCUGAUGAAAUAACAGAGGAGGACACGGCGGAGAAGGAAGAACUGCAUCGACUUCACGUCAGCGUGCGACAACUGGAAGCGCGGCGGGGGCGCAUCACGGCCAAGCGUUCCUAUCUGAGGAGCAAGAGGGAGAUCUGUGUAUCGAACCACAUUAAGAAACAACAAAAGCGUCGAAGCACCCAGAAAGACUCCUUAUCGCAAUGGGUCUUACAGACAAAAUACGAAGAAGAAGAAGAUGAAAGAAAGAAUAGCAGAGUUCGUCAAGAGAGACAGAGGACUCUGGAUAGACUUCGCACUUUCAAGCAGCGCUACCCGGGUCAGGUGAUUUUCAAGUCCGCUCGAUUGCGUGCGGCCCACGGCAGAAGGAGAGAGCGCGGCAGGAUGGUGCCAACGGAGGGUGAGGGUGAAAGGGAGGAGCGUUCCGAGCCCGCCGGCGCACGGGACCCGGGCCAGCAGCCGCUGUUUCUCAGCAUCAGCGUGCAGACGGACCCCAGCUCCACGCUCACCACCCAGCCCGUCGCGGUCCUGGCAGCGCAGUCACUUCCUCCUUUGCCCGUGCCCAGUCCUGCAGACUCCUUCUGCUCCCCUUGCGCCCUGUCCUCGCUGCUGGCGUCCCCGGCCUCGCCUCCGCCUCCGCCCCCUCCUCUGCCUCUCCUGCCAAUACGAGAACAGGUGUCCCCCUCUGACAGCCCGGGCAGACAGGCGCUGAGGGCUGAGGAGCAGAGUGCGUCAGAGGAGCUCUCUCAGUCCCCUCUUGGCCCCUUCCAUCCUCGCUUCUUCGACAGCAGCCAGCUGUUGAGCGCCCGCAAAAAGCUGAGGAAGACUCCAGGCUUUGAGGCCCACAGCAGACGAGGGAGCUCCCCCAUGGACGAAGUACUGGCCUCCCUGAAGAGAGGCAGUUUCCACCUGAAGAAGGUCGACCAGCGGGGCAUCCCUCCCGCUGGUCAGAGUGACGACGACCCCAACAGCAUCUUGGCGCAGAUCCGCAAGGGGGUCAAAUUGAGGGAAGUCCCCCCUCAAGAAAGGAAAGGCCAGCAGGAUGUCGCUGCUCCCAGAGACCCUCUGACCCAAAGCAUCUAUGAGGCACUUCGACGAAUAAAAGAGGCCUCGCCAGAGUCGGACUCUGAUGACGACGGGCUGGGUGGGCCCGACUGGGAAAGCUAGGGUUUGUAACUCAGACGAGACCAAAUGUAACCAAUAACACGACACGAUAGCGAAUAGGAACCUGCUUCUGUCCCUCAAGGCACAUUCGACACUACUGUACCCUAUUGGGAUAAUUACAGUAUUUAACUCGGUUUGUAUCCUUUCCAAGUCCAAAAAUGAGCAAGCAUGUUCCAAAUAGCUACUACCUUUGAGGGUACUACCUAGUGACAUUGUACCUUUAAAGGUCCAAGCCUGUACUUGUACUACACUACACCACGCUACACUCCUACUACUACUACACACACACACACACACAUACACACACACACGCACACACAUAGCAACAACACAAAGGGGGAUGGGGCACACUAAACAUCACCAAAUAUAGGUCAUCCUCAUCAUUUUUUAUUCUUAUUCACCAAAUUGUUCAUAAUGAUUGUACCGUGUACUGUCACAACGUAACGAUGCCAUAUUUAUUUGUAGUUAUUCAACUGUUGUGUAGCCGAUAUAAACAUGCCCAGUUUUUUUUUCAACCCUUUGCACUGAGCCUUAAAUAUGGAAUGGAAAACCUCAAGCAGAAAUCUGUCUUGACACUGGAACAAGAACGUUUAUGGGCACGGUUUGUAAAUUGGGGUCAUAUGGAUUAUAACAAUACAAAUCCCUCUGAGAUUUAAACGGAGAUCACGAGGCCAAGCGUUACCAUGUAACAUUACCACUGUCACCAUCUUUAAUAUUUUCGCUGUUACCGCCAAGACGCCGGUGCUGCGCGGGGGUGUCACAUGUACGUCAUGCUGCGCGGAGAAUAUAGUAAAGGCACACUGCUUGUCUCAUACGACAUUGCACAUAAGCAGUAAAUCCUUCAGUAUGUUACGCUUGAUUCACCCCCCCCUUCCCCCUCCUGUCCUCUUCUGGCUUCACCACCCCCAUGUUCCUCAUCCAGCUAGGAUGACCAUCUGCUUAACUGCAGCAUGCUAUACGAUAGAGCUGUGGGAGAUGUAGCGCCUCAAUCCGUGGGUUAUUGCCACAUCAAAGGAGAAAAGCGUGUUCGCAACGAGCGCUAGGAGAUCCCCGAGCUUUGUACAGACUGGGACGCUCUGCAUCACUGGUGACUGCUACUCCACCUUCUCCCCUCGCUUCUUUCUCCACACGCACACUUGAGUAGGCAGUCACGCUCAGUUGGAAGUCAGUCAUUCACACGCUACCCACGCGCUAGGUUUUUAGCCAACGUGCGCUUGCUGACCGCAUUGUGUAACAAUUUUACUUAGGAGUGGCAGUUCCAGUAUCACGUAUGGUACAAUGACUACGACCACAUGACGCGGACAAAAGAAUUGUGACACUUUGCUAGUUCAUCUACGGGAUGUGAAAAUAGGAGAUCCCUUUUCAGUUGUAACAGCUUUCAAUCCUCUGUGGAGAUUUUGGAGUCUGGGAUAUAUAUAUUUUUUUUUUGCACAUUCAUCAGUGGUCCAUAAGCUUUAUCCCGCCUAAAUAAUAAUGUCUCAAUACUUAUGUAAUGUAUAUGAACUGGUUUCAGCGCUUAUUUUCAGCACUUUAAUAUGUUGAAUUUAUGUAUACAGUCAUUUGAGUGUGUUUCAAAGCCCUGACUGUGGAACAGUUAAUAUUGAAUUCAUUUUCUUUUUUUUUUUUUAUAAAUGUGGCUACGAACAGAGGAAGGAACAGAGGAACCAUGCACUCUCUGUCCCGUUCCUCAUGAGAGCUUGUUGCUUAUUGCCCAUGCACGAAUCACCGAUGUACUUUUCUCAUUCAUUCUAAAGCCGUUAAAAGUCCUAACAGAGGUUUAUUAAUUGGAGUGGCGGAAAACAGCUUUUCUGUUAGUGUCAGCACAAUAUCUAAUGCACGAGGGCAAACUGCCUCUUGACUCUUAACCCUCAAGUACAAGCACAUUCCGUAACUUCACAUCACAUGAAACUGACUCGGAAUUCUUUUGCCAUUAAAUAGAAACCACCCUGUGGAGUUCAUUUUGUGAAGUGCUUAUUGUGAUCCAGAUCACGUUCACUCUUUCUACACUUUAUCAACAAGAACUUUAUUGUAACGUCAGCUAACUGUAUUUGCUUUGCAUGUCAUCGCCCUCAUGUUCGUCCUUCCUCUUCCUCAGCAUUUUAAAUUUUUUAUGUCAACUCACGCAGGCUGACUAUACAGUGCCCCGUUUUAAAUGUGCUAUACCACUAUGAAGACAAGCACUCAAACAUGAACAAUCACCUCACACAGCCACAUUUAAAUGCUUCGACGCAAUUGCCCCAAAUACGCUUCAUCUGCUGUUAAACUUAAAAAUCAUUUUGUUUGUGCGAUGGUUUGUUUUUAUAACCUUGCCCUGCAUUUAAAUAAAACCUUGCAAUGCAAAUAUGUUGAGAA